Molecule: messenger RNA, 6016 nt
Organism: Sinocyclocheilus grahami
Lineage: Eukaryota; Metazoa; Chordata; Actinopteri; Cypriniformes; Cyprinidae
Gene: urgcp
Product: upregulator of cell proliferation
Exons: 6
Coding region: 66-6011 (1981 amino acids)
Molecular function (GO): GTP binding
Source: RefSeq, a predicted model, not a curated record
AUUUUGAAUCCUUUUGACUUUCAAGCUUGGAUGAAUUCCAGUCGCUGAUCGACAGUCAUAUAAUUAUGGAUCGAGGUACAGAUGAUGAUGUCAUGGACACCUCUCCAGAAUCAUAUGGAGAUUCAGAUGAUGUAAAGGAUACUUCUCCAGUGUCAUACAGAAAUCCAAAUGAUGUCAAUCCUCCAGUUACACAUCAAUAUACAGAUGGCAUCAUGGACAAUCCUCCACUGACAAAUUCUGAAAAAGAUACAGAAAACCUAAACAAAGAGAGUUAUGACCCAUUUGUGAUAGACUUAACUGCUCAAAAAGAAUUUCAGAUGCAACCAACUUCAGUUCCUUUCACAUCACAUGAUCAAGACCUUGAUGUAAAGACUCUUGGAACCUCAAAUGAAGCACAUGGAGAAUACAAGGAUAAUGUGAAACCAGUAGAAGAAGGGAGUAACCCGAAACCUGAUGGUAAUGCAAAAACUGUAGCACACAUGUGUUCAGGCUUUAAAGAUUCAUCUCACAACAACACGGAUCAUGGUGAUCCCGAUUUGACCAUUGCAGUGUUCGGAAGCUCUGAUGCUGUCCAGUUUGGAUGUGACAACAUUCUACUAGGAGAGAAACAACUCUGUCAUAAAAAUGCAGAAUUUCCAAAAAUCAUUCAAGAGAGGAAGAUAUCAGAACAUUGUGUCUCAGUGAUCAACAUGAUUGGCUCACAUGAGACUGAUUUCAAACCUCUCGAUCAUGUUAUUGGUCAGCUAGUGAAUGAAAAUGAAAUCCAUGCAUUCAUCUUUGUUGUGCGACUGGGCCAGUUAACAGAUGCUGAUAAGAUGGGUGUUGAAUGGCUACAGAGAAUAUUCUCUGAUCGAGUUCUUUCAUUUGUGAUUAUUGUCUUCACCUAUGAGAGAAAGGAAGAGUGUGAUACUAUAAUAGAUGACCUGAAGAGCAACUCUGUUCUGGAGCAGCUGCUGAAAAAAUGUGGAGAAAGAUAUCACACCUGCAGCAAGGACAUGAACAACCAAUCAGAGAUGAGAGAAUUGAUGGACAGAAUCAAGCGUCUGUUCACAGACAAUAAUCAGCAGUGCUACACCAGAGAGAUGUACACAACUUUAAGAGACCUGCAAGACAGCGAAUAUCAAAGUGGUGCAGAAACAGUAAGCAUUGGUGACACUAAUGCACAGACUUUGGGAAGCCUGGUCCAAACUGAUAAAGCAGAUAAAGAAAAGCUAGGUGCAGAGCAACUCAUUGACAGGCUUCAUCUUGGAGGCAGACUGAGAACUGUAGAUUUCCUUAAGCCAACUGUACAAUCACAGUCCCAAGAGUCUUGUGCAGAAGAGGAGUUGGCUUCAGUUUUUCUACAGAAAUUGAUGAUGAUGGACUACAGAGCAAGAUACCUUCAGAUUAUAGAGAAUAAUAAACCUCACUCACAACAAAGGAACAAUGAAUCAUCUGAAGAUGAUGGUGAUGCCUUUGAUAAUAUUUUUGGAGAAACUGCUAAACCCUCUGAUGAAACAGAUGCAGUCCAUUUAAUGGAUGUUCAGAUGGCUGUGUUUCAUUGUGCUGAUAGUUUCCUAAAGCAGCUCAUGGUGACUAAACUCUCACAGUGUCAGUAUGCUCUGCCUCUUCUUGUACCAAAUCCAUUCACACAACAGAUUGAGUUCCCACUCUGGACAUUUAGACAAAUCAACAAGAGCUGGAAGACAACUGAUGAUACAGGUAAAAUCUCUAGCAAAGUCCUGCCAGUCUACAAGGCAGAAACCCCAAUGGUGGCUUUCUUCAGGUUUGGCCAAGUGUCCUCAUCCAAGUCUCAACUAAUGAACAGCCUGAUCAAUGAGAAACACAACACAUUCUUCCACAGGAACUGCCCAGGCAGCAGCAGAACCAGAGUGUUGAUGGAUGGAGUGGUGGAGAUCGCCUGGUACUGUCCAUCUGGAGAGGAAACAGACAGAUUUACUCAUUUUGUUGCGUUCUGUAACCUCCAUGGUGAUGCAGGAGCCCAUGAAACGCAGCUGGAUAUCCUGACUGAAAUGGCCUCUGUAAAUGUUGCUAUUUUACCACAACUUGACAAGAAAGACAAAAGCAUGAGCAAGAUCCAAACCUUCUACAAGGACUCAAAGCCACUCAUCUGCCUUCUUACUGACAAUGAUUCAACUCUCACAGAAAUGCGGGAAGGGAAAUAUAAAAUUGGUUUAAAAGGCAGAAAUCAGUCAGUUGUAUUUGAAGAAAUCAGAAGAGCUAUAAAUAAUGGGCUCUUGUCUACUGAAUCAUGUUCCCUUUUCAAACUUGAAGAUGUGCCCAAAUGUUCUGAUAUCAGAGUAGAUGAGGUUGAUGAUGAUGACUGCAGGAAAGGAAAAGAGGCAGCACAGCAGAUGAUAAGUUUACUGGAGAAUAAAGAUCUGACUAAAAUCAAAGAAUCAUUUCUGCCAUUGCAGGGAAAACUGUGGCAUCAAUGGUGCCAGAAGAAUAAAGAACUUCAUCGACCUACAUUAGGAGAACUACAUAAGGGAACCAACAUAGAAAAGAACAAUUGUUCUAAGCAAUCAGAAAUGCUAAAUAUUCGUGAGCAGCAACGAACACCUGUCUUAAGUCAGUUUAUCCAACUCUUUAUUCAAAAACUGAAUUCACAAGCAGGAAAUGAGGUGGCAUAUUUUCUGAAAUGGCUGGGCAUCCUGCUAGACAACUACACUACUGAAAGCCUUUCAGCUCUUCUUCAUGAGUAUGAUGAAAAAUGGUCAACAGUCCUAAAUCUUAAAAAGAAACAUGAUAAAUCACAGCAAAUGACUGCUGCACAAGUUGAACUUGAGAGAGUAUCUGAAAAACUACAAGCUGCAACCUUUGGCUUGGAGCACAUACUGAGAGAGAUCGGUCAGAUAUAUGAAUCAUGUUCAUCUGUGAAGAAAAGCAAAAAAGACCUCCAGUUUAACUUCUCUUCUCUUCCAAGUCUUGCAGCAGAUAUGAUGAUUUCUGGAUUUCCACUGGAGCUGAUGGAUGGCGAUGCUGCCCAUGUUCCCCUGAUCUGGGUUACUGCUGUUCUUGAUGCACUCAUCCAGAAACUGGGAGACAAGAGAGUCUAUGUGUUGUCAGUUUUAGGGAUUCAGAGCUCCGGGAAAUCCACCAUGCUGAACGCCAUGUUUGGACUGCAAUUUGCCGUCAGUGCUGGCAGGUGCACCAGAGGAGCUUUCAUGCAGCUGCUCAGAGUGUCGUCGGAGAUGAACGCACUGCUAAAUUUUGACUACAUUCUGGUCAUUGAUACUGAAGGACUUCGUGCCCUAGAACUGGCCGGACGAUCAACAAGAAAUCACGAUAAUGAAAUGGCCACAUUUGUUGUUGGUCUUGGAAAUAUGACAUUGAUCAACAUCUUUGGAGAAAAUACCGCUGAGAUGCAGGACAUUCUUCAGAUUGUUGUUCAGGCCUUCAUGAGGAUGAAGAAGGUCAGACUGAGUCCAAGCUGCAUGUUUGUGCAUCAGAAUGUUUCAGAUGUUACAGCUGGAGAGAAAAACAUGGAGGGAAGGAGACGACUGCAGGAGAAACUGGAUGAGAUGACUAAACUUGCUGCUAAAGAGGAAGACUGUGAUACAGAGUUUUUCAGUGAUGUCAUUGCAUUUGACGUUCAGAAAGAUGUGAAGUAUUUUGCACAGCUCUGGGAAGGCAGUCCACCGAUGGCACCACCAAACCCAAACUACAGCAGAAAUAUUCAGGAGCUGAAGGACACCAUUCAAUCUAAAGCUUCCAAAUCUAGAGGCAUUACAAUGUCACAGUUUAAAAUGCGUAUUAAUGAUCUGUGGAAUGCACUGCUAAAUGAAAACUUUGUGUUCAGCUUCAAAAACACUCUUGAGAUUGCGGUAUACAGAAAACUAGAAACUAAGUACAGCGACUGGACGUGGAGCCUCAGAAGUGCCAAGAACGACAUUGAAGACAAAUUUUACAACAGAAUUGCUAAUGGAAACAUUAGGGUUCAGGAAAAUGACUUGUUGGCUGACAUGAGGAAUACAAAGGAGCAGGUAGAAAAAUCAAUCAUGUCUUACUUUGAGGAGGACAAAGACAAAGACAUUCUGUGUCAGUGGCGAGGAAGAUUUGAAACCAGAAUCAAAGAUCUUCAUGAUGACCUUGUGAAGGGAACAAAAAGAAAGUUGGAUGAAGCAAUUGAACAGAAAAAAGCCAGGGAGCAGCUGGAUCAAAGAAGGACAGAAUAUGAAAACAAGCUUUUCAUUCGGAGCAAGGAACUAGCUUUGAGACUGAAACAUACAGGAACAGAUGAACAUAUGCUUGAGGAGGAGUUUGACACAAUGUGGAGUAAAUGGGUCACAGAAAUGACCAAAGAGACAUCUCCACUGACAGACAUUAACUUUUGGGAGGAUGUGACACGGAUAUUAUCUGAAAUCCAUGAACUGACUCUUGUAGAUGAGCGCUUAAAACAAAAAGACUACAAACGGAUAGACCGCCGGAGUGAUUAUUGUGACUACUUGAUGUUAAAGAAGCAUCUGGAGCAUUCUGAUGAAACAUCAUCUUCAGCGGAAGCUGCCGAGAGCUCUAAGAAAAGCAAGACUGGGAUGUUCAAUAGAUUCGGUCAAAAAAUUAUGUCAGGCAUAGAAUAUUUAAGGGGGACUCAAAAGCCAAAAGAGAACAUGGGCAUAAAUGCUGAAUUUCAUUACUCAAUAAGGGAUCUGACUCACAAAAUUAUUCAGGACACUGAAAUGAUAAUGAAGAAGUCACCAGUUGGAACACGAGGCUACAAUGACAGUUUUGUUCAGGAAAUAACAGAUUGUGUUAAAAAAUCAGUACAGAAACAUCAAUCCGUGAGCCAAGAAUACAAAUUGAAAAGGGAAUUUAUCAUAGAUCUGAGUCUCCACGUGUGUGAGAUUGCAAGACAGACUUUUACUGAACUCCACAAAGAAUUCAGAGAAGCAAAUGACCCAAGACUUUAUCUUGAUAAGCAGAAAACUCAGUACUGGAACAUCUUCAAGAACUACUACAAAGGAGCAACAACAACAACCAUACUGAGUGAAUUCAUCUGCAGCAAACUUGAACCAUCUAUCCUACAAGCAGUUUACAACAAAACUGCUAAUGAUUUGGCCACACAGAUGAGGUCUGACAUAAAAGCUUUACGUGAGAACAGACCAAAUCUGGAGAAACACAUUCUGAGAUCCCUUGCAGAAAAGGAGGACUUUGAACAGUACAUCGAAUACAUUCAUAAUCCCAGAAGACACUUCAAAUUCUUCAUAAAGAAUGAAGUGAAAAGCUACUUCACCAAACAAAACAAACUGAUUUUAAAUAUUUUCAAAGGAAAUCUAAAACAAAAGGAGCAGAUUGUAUGUAAUGCAGUGAAAGCAGCUACAGUGGCGGUCAAGAGUAAGAGUGGGGACGGCAACAUGUGGUUCAGGUGCUUCACCAAAACACUAACAGAUGAGCUGAAAUUCACAGGUGACUCGUGUGUGGAUCUCAGUGAAAUUAAAGAUUUGGAUUUUCUUGAGAACUUUUUGAGUGACAGUCUAAAGGAAAAGAUGACAAAGCUACAAGACGGCUUUAAAAGCACUGAUGACAUAAAAAUGGAGAAAUGCAGGAAGACACCAGAUGAGCAUUUGAUUGAGCACUUCUGUCAGUGCUGUUGGGUUCAGUGUCCUUUCUGUAAAGCCAUCUGCACCAACACAAUGGAAGGCCAUCCUGGAGAUCACAGCGUUUCUUUCCACCGCAAUACUGGACUGAAUGGGUGGCAUUACAGAAAAACAACAAACUUGUCUAUUAGUAUCUGUACAACAGCAGUAGCGAGUGAUCGAUCCUUUCACCCAAAUUCCUCAGAUAAUAAAGUCCCCUGGAAAGAAUACAGAAAAGCAGGUCGCAAAUAUGCUAACUGGAGCAUCACCCCUGACCACUCUGAGCUGCCGUACUGGAAGUGGUUUGUGUGCAGAUUCCAGAAAGAUCUAGAAACAUACUACAAUAAAACAUUCCAAGGAAUGGGCGAGAUUCCACAUGAAUGGAGACAGUACACAAAAAAGGAAGCUCUGGAGAGUUUGGAUAAAUACAUGUAAAAAAA